This is a messenger RNA of Scatophagus argus, 5216 nucleotides long. Its product is annotated as transcription factor E2F3-like. The record is from RefSeq and is a predicted model, not a curated record. The transcript has 8 exons. Gene Ontology annotation, molecular function: DNA-binding transcription factor activity, RNA polymerase II-specific; RNA polymerase II cis-regulatory region sequence-specific DNA binding; protein dimerization activity. Gene Ontology annotation, cellular component: RNA polymerase II transcription regulator complex. Gene Ontology annotation, biological process: regulation of transcription by RNA polymerase II. Lineage: Eukaryota; Metazoa; Chordata; Actinopteri; Scatophagidae. Bases 309 to 1637 code for a protein of 442 amino acids.
CGUUUAAAACUUUCCCGGGAAAUCUGAGUUUCGCGGGAGGGCUCUUGAGCGCGUAAACCGUAUCCCUUCAUUCAUCAGGCCGUUUCCUGAAGCCAUUUCUAGACGGGGGAAACGAGAGUUGCGCUACUUUUUAAUCCGUUGCAUCUGCCUAAAUGCACCUUCUUAAGGAAAAAUACUUUACAAAGGUCGAUGAAACAGACUUUCGUCUUUACUUCGGUCUGAUUAUUUUUGUUAUUAUUGCAGCGGAUUAGCAACCGUACGGGCUUGAAAGUACAGAGACAAGAAAGGGGUUACCCCGAAUACGCAAGAUGAGAAGAGGGAUCUCCUCGGCUCCGGACAAAGUGAUUUUAGCAGGGGUUGGGGGCUCUCCUCUGGACAAUAAUAUCAUUUUAACAACUCUUUCGGAUCGUUUAAACCCUGCUCAAUCGAACGCUACGUUUAUUCAAAUAAUAACCACCCCUCCGCCUUGCAACGUUACACAGACAUCAAAUGUGUGUUUAUCCGAACCUCAGAUAAACAACAUUUACACAACUCCACAACAAGCUGCAGCAAACGGAGCAGGACAACGACCCGCUCUGGGAAGACCGCCGGCAAAAAGGAGAUUGGCACUCGAUGAUUCAGACCAUCAGUACCAGUCGGAACCAGCCAGGACUCCAAGAGGCAGGACAGCGGUGGCUAAUGGGGCAAGGAUAAAGACACCCAGAACACCUAAGUCUCCACCAGAGAAGACUCGGUACGACACCUCCCUGGGCCUAUUAACAAAGAAGUUUGUGGACCUUCUCGCUCAGUCUUCUGAUGGCGUUUUGGACCUAAACCUUGCUGCUGAAACCUUGCAGGUACAAAAAAGGCGGCUAUAUGACAUCACCAAUGUGCUAGAGGGCAUUCAUCUCAUCAAGAAGAAAUCAAAGAACAACAUUCAGUGGAUGGGCUGUAGUCUGUUGGAGGUUGAAGGGGCCCUGAGCCAGAGACAGAGACUGACAGCAGAGGUUUCUGCACUGGGAGAAGAAGAGCUGAGGCUCGAGCAACUCAUCCAGAGAUGCACCCUGGAUAUGAGACACAUGAGCGAGUUGCCUAGCAACCAGAAAUAUGCCUACGUAACGUACCAAGACAUUAAACAGCUGGAAAACUUGAGAGACCAGACUGUUAUCGUCGUCAAAGCACCCACAGACACCAAGCUAGAAGUACCUGACCCUGAUGAGAGUUUGUCCAUUCACCUGACGAGCACGAAGGGUCCUAUAGAAGUCCUGCUUUGCCCAGAUGAUGAGAACGACCCAAGGAGUCCUGUAAAAAAUGGCAACAUGGACAUCAAUGGAAACUCACCUUUCCUCAAAGUCCUUCAAGAUCCAAGCUGUGUAACCACUUCUCCCAGCCCCUCCCUGGCUCCACCUGCCUCCUCUUCCGCUGUCUCCGUCACUACCCUCUCCCCCAUCUCGUCCCCUUACACCAGUCUUCUCCAGCAGACGGAAGACCAGAUCCCUGCGUCCCUGGGGCCUUUCUUAAACCUGGGACCUACUCUUCUGGACCAAGAUGACUACCUUUUAGGUUUGGGAGAUGACCAAGGAAUCAGCGACUUGUUUGAUGCCUGUGACUUUGAUAAAAUGCCAUCACUUGGCCUGGAUGAUCUGCUGUGCAGCUAGCAUUAGGUAAUAGUAAUUCAAAUAAAGUGCAAGGGAGUGAGAUGGAGAAUCAGUGAGGGUUUUGAUGCCUGUGACUGACUGUGUAGCUAGUGAAAGUCAAUUCUAAAUAGAUGGAAAACAAACAUUAAGGAAUUUUCCAGUCCCAAUGGGACUAUAUGCCAUGUUCUUUCAUGGUGUGAGAGAUAAAUGGUCUUGCAUGAUUUCACACAACGACCCAAUUGGUCAGUGUGAAGAUGCUUCCGUUACUUUUUGUCUCAGGCUGCGUAAAGCCUCCACUGUAGCUGGGAGCUGUGGGACAUCUAAAAGCCUUUGCCAUGUGUUUGGUUCAGAAUAAAUGAGGAGGGAAAGGAUAUCUGCCUCUCUGUAUGAUGCGAGGUCCAUGUCACUAUACAGAGAGACCAACAAAGACGGAACAACUCAAAGGGAGUUGGGUUGAGGUGAAUUUAGCAAAAAAAGAAAAAAAAAUCCAAGCAUAAAAUGCACCUGAGAUGCACAGCUAUGAUCAGUCAAAGCCACCGGUAGAACAUUUGAGAGCAGGGAAACUGUUUACUGUUUACAUCUUGAAGGACUUAGCAAACAUUAGAAUCUGAGCAGGCUGUGUUUUGACAAGGACAGGAAUAGGUUGAUCUGUGUAUUCCCAGAGAUACAUUUUCUUGUCAGAUGUCCAAAUUCAACUAGGUAAAACAUCCUUAGGCAUAUCCUAGUGUUUCAAACAUGUUAAUGCCAAGUGUUGUCGGGGCUGAGGAGAUUCUCUGACUGCAUUCUCUUACACCAAUGAUCUGUGAUUGAAGGCUCGUACUGCUGACUGUUAGGUAGGCUUUUUGUGUGUUCAAAUGUAGAAAAUUUUAGAAAUUAAAAUGAAUAUUAAAAAAAAACAGGGCAGUUUUUUGGUGCACAGCAUUUAUGACUACAGUUAUUUUACUGCUCAGACGCUUGUCAGGUUAUUGUUGUGCUAUUUGGGCUUAUAAUCAUGAAUUUCUGACUUAUGAUUUACGAGUAUUUUGUACAUUUAAGCACUAUUUAGAUGUACUGUGUGCUGCAUGGAAAUCCAUAUACUGUUUUAGAGUACACAUGAUUACACAAUUUUAAAGGAAACUAUAAAAUUGCAACGAAAAUAAUAGCGGUGUGUACUCGAAACGCUCUAAAAUAAGACAGGUAUAGUGUUCUAAGUGUACAAAAUAUUAGCAGUAUGCCUUAUGGCACAGAAUUUGAUUCUCUUGUAAAAUAACCUCCAUUUGUAAAAUGGAUUUAAUUGGUAAUAUUAAUAAUGGACCUUUGUCACAGCCAUCCCCAUAUUUUGUACACCUAGUGGAUAUUACAGUCUAAUGAAUACAAAAUGUUCAAGAUUACCAGAUAUUGUGAUGUUUAACCUUAAAUGGCCUGUGUGCCAACCGCACUAAACAAAAGCCAUCAUACCUGGGCAGUGUGGGCUAAAGCCAAUGCACAUGAUGCACCUGUAUGGAUCUGACCUGUUGGCACACAUAAUGUGCAAACUCAAAUAUCCACACGUAUUCUAAAUCAUCAUCUUUUUGAUACUUUGUGAAUGCAGGACCCAAACGUCCACUUUGUUGCUGCUUUUUGCCUAUCCCCUCCAUCUUCAUCAGCAGAAGCUGCCAUAACCCAACUUCCCUAAUGCCUUCUUACUUGGACUGUGUGCUGUGAAAUUAUACAGUGGUUUGAGCUAAAAAGAAAAAUUUGACUUUGAACCCCUUAUUGGUGCACAUUGCCUGCUCAGUGUGUACUGAAAGGAGUGUAGAAGACGGGAUAGGCACGUAUUAGUCUUUUUAGGUAGUAAAUGUUGAAUUUUAAUAGAUUUUAAUACUGUUGAAAUAAGGAAUGAUAUCACGGUCAUCUAAGCAACAAGGGGAAAAAUAGCCAUUGAUUUAGGCUUCAAUAUGUAGUGAAAGGCUUUUCCUCUCCAGGAUAUGUGAAAAUGAGAAACAAGAGACAAACAAAAGACAAGUUUUGGAAUUGGAGAAAAGUCAGUGUAACCAAGUCAGGUUUCAUGCUUGGUCUGGUUAUGCUGACAUGCAUUGUCAGGAACCUCUGAUUCUUCAGUGAUUAAUGUAAACCACCCCCCCACCCCAAGCUAGAGGACCUGGUGAACUAAGAGCUGUAGGAAUGUGAUUUUCUUCCACUCUGUAUCUUCUUCUGAUUACAUCCCUGAUAAUGACAAAAUGCAAAAAAAACAUCUUGUCUGAAACCCUUGCUUUUAAACUAGAGGAACCUGCUGCCGCGGGUAAUAUUGCUGCUGUUAGUGUUAACUUUUCCCCGACUUGAUUGAUGUGCGCUUGAGUUACUGUGUGAGUUAUGUCAAAGAUCAAGCUUGCUAAAGAGCAAGCCUGCCAUGUGUAAAUUGAUGUACAGUUUUCUAAAUUUUUCAGUGCACAAGGUACUGUAGGCUACCUCCCACUUAAUGUUGGACAAUAUUAAUAGGGCAUAGAAGUAAAUGCCAUAGUGUGUAUGAGUGUUUGAAAUUCCUUUUUGUCCUAGAAAUUACCCCUGUAUUAUUUUUGAUGUGAUGAUGGAUAUUACAUCGCACUUUUCCUUUUUGAUGAAUGGUGGAUUUCACUUAUGCCCGGAUAUAAUAAUGAGUAUACUUUUGCUGUUGCACCAAUCUCAUGCAUCCUUAAUUUCAAUACUGGGGUGCACAUUUGACAGAUAGAAAAGCAGACAAAUAAUUGCAAUAUCUUGUUUUUUUUUAAUAUAUAUAUAUUUUUGCGAGUUAUUUAGUUCUUUUGUCAGGGUUUUUUUUUGUUUGUUUUUUUUUUUUUUUAAUUGUUAUUGUUUUGUUAAAUGCAGACCACCUCUGAGACCCAAAAUCUAGUACACAUUUAAUAAUGCAUGUGUGCAGUCAUUCAUUCUUUCACAGUUAGCCUGUCUGCCCUUUACCGGUCAUUAGUAGACAUUGCUUUCCCUGUCACUGUACCAGGAUCUGUGACUUGUGUCCUCUGGCGAACUGUGUAAGGGAGCAUUGCUUCUGUCACACUGUGUCUGUUUUAUUUUAUUUUAUUUUAUUUUUUUCUUUUGAGUGUUGUGAGGGAGUCUGCCACUUUGAUGGACAGUAUUGUAGCCUUUUGAAACAUAUUUUUGAAUUUGCAGGAGCCAAUUAUAAACCUGAAUUCAUUCAAAAAUGGUUCCUUAGCAUAAUUAUGCUUCUAUCAGAAGUGAGCUAAAUUUGACUUAAAUGCUCCAAAGUCCUCUGAUUGACAGAACACAAUUGGCACAUUUAUAUCAAUGUAUUUUAUAGGUAUUUAUGAAUAAGUCAAGCUCAGUUUUUUCCCUUUGCUUCAUUAACCACAUUUGUGCUAUUCUAAGAUCAUCUCUGUAGGUAAUUAUAGUUUCCUCUAUGUCCAGCAACCAGAUUCUCAUCUCUAUAUUUUAUUUACUUUUACACAAAACAAACAUGAUUUUUUGGAAAGAUUAGUGUGUUAAAGAUUUUAAUACACCUGCUCUGACUAGUGUCAAUGCUAGUGAUUCUGAAAAUGUAUUAUGGGUGACUCUUACACAUUACAAUACAGCUUCUUCUUUUCUCAUGUGUUGUUCUGUUGUGUGAUUAAACCUUGCAGAAAGUUGUCA